UGUUCACUAUACAGCGUUCAAAUUCAGACUGAUGCAUAGAGCAGAAUGAUUUCGUUGUCAGUUUGACACGCACAAGCGUGCUAUUCGCUUGAGAGUGUUCUGUAUAAUAAAUUUCUUAAUAAUUGUACAAUUUCUAAUUCUAUGUGCAUCGCGAAAUAAAUUAUUAAUGUUUGUAUAUAAAACGACGUUGCUUUGGAAAACAAAUGAAAAUCGUGAAAAUAAUAAAGAUUAUAGAAUCAUUUCUUAUUAUAAUCAUUGGUUAAUAGUGUUCGCGGAAUGUGAAUACAACAUCGUUUUUUUUUGCAAUUAUUUAAUCUUCGAAUGAUAGUUUAAAUAACCUUAAUUUAGAAAGAUUAUAGAUAUAUAUUUAGAAAUUUAUGUAAUUGUGAACGAUUGCAAGAUUUGUUGAAGAAUCAUGAGCGAUACACCAAGAGUGGAGUUUGCACUUGGAAGUGAAGUGUCGCUGGAACACUUCUUCAAAAGUAACUUCGCGCGUUCUUUUGUGACCAAUUGCCGUGACGCAAAAUCAUUGGAUUAUGAGCUUCUUGACAACGCUUUUGAUGAAGAAACAGAAACAAAUACCAAAAACAAUAAUUUCUUUUCCCUCGUGAAUUUCGAAAAUAAAAUAACGAAUAUUGUGGACAAUAAAUUUGUUUUUAAUAAGGACAAUACCAACCUUCGAAGAACAAAAGAAAAUAUUCAAUCUUCUGCGGAUAUUAAUGAAUUGGAGAAGCUAAGAAAACAAUGCCAAACAUUGAUAGAAGAGAAUCAAAAAUUACAGAACGUUUUAACAAGCAAUCAAAUACCUCAUGUACAAGUGAUCGACAGUGUUUUCCUUCAGACACAGGUUGAAACAUUGCAAUGGCAGCUGAAACAGACAGAGGCGAAUAGACAAAUGUACCGUUCUUUAAUGGAGCAAGUGGUGCGUUUCUUAGAUCGGGCUCGCAAAAGCUUGGAUAUUCUUCAUGAGAAGAAUAAUCUCAAAGAUAAGAAUUCAAUGGGACGAGUUCCACGUAGCCGUAGUGUUCAUGCUGUUCAUGCGGAUUCCUCGCCGAAUCGCGCUGUUUCAGCAACAUCUUCUUCUCAUUUCAUGAGGGCGAAAUCAGUCACACAAAUCUCACCAUGUACCACGAGUUAUCGUGAAUUUACCUGGUCAAUGCUUCGUAGAAAUGAUCCGACACACUGUACUCCUCCACGUAAUAAAUCUCAAGAUCUCAAUAAAUCUCAUGACGGUAUUAUUUAUAGAAGACCCAAACAAUCAGAGAUUGAUCCGAAUGAUAUACCACCUGAAAAAUUAUCUCAAGAAGCAUUCAGGUUAAUGAGGACCGUUCAAUCGUUGCUAUCAAUGAGAGAGCCCGAUCUUUUUAGGAUUUUGUCGAUAGAAAAUAAUUCUCCUUCACCUAUAGAUCAUCAUCGUCAUAAUAAUCAUCACAACGAGAUAUCACUAUCAUUGCAGAAUGAUAGUUUUAUAAAUUCCACGAGUUUACGGGAAGAUGGCACCUAUAAUAAACGUUCCAAUUGCAAUCGUGGAAAUGAAUCGAGCAAUACCGAUAAUGAUAAUAGAAUCUGUUUUUUUAAAUCAUCAUCGAACAUCACAGAAAUUGAUCAAAAUUUGCAGAAUCUUCUUCCCGGUAUUAGAAGAUCUCUUGAUGCCACUUCACUUAACUCAGGAAGUAGUAAAACCACUGAAGAAGAGGAUGUACUUUCAAAUAAUAAUAAUUGCUUUAAUGUUUCUAUGCCAAAUGAUCAUAUUUUCUCAUGUACGCCAACAUCGACGCCAAAUAAGCAUGAUAGAAAAGCAGAAAAGGAGAAAGACCAGUCUUCGAAAUCAAAGCCAGCUGCUAGUGUAAGCAGUGUUGAGGAUGAGAGUGGAUUUUCUUCUAUGAGUUCUUUUCAAGAAAUUGGUUUACCUAAUGCAUUAUCAAUUUCUCCUAUAAAAGGUUAUCAAGAAGUGGGUUUACCUGAGAUAUCUGUAGAAAAAGCCAGACACCGUAGAUGGUCAUCAACUCCAGCUGAAAUUCAAGCUCUUUUUCAUAAACAGCGUAAUAGUUUUAUCUCCCAAACCGCCACCGAAUCUUUAAGCGUUUGGGUUUAAAUGGUUCUACGAGCGAUAUACAUACUUUCUAAACGAGAUAGCUCUGAUGAAUGUACUUUUGAUACAUUGAAAUGUGAACGAACAGAUGAUCAAACAUGGAUAGUACAAUAGUAUUUAUAUAAUGUAAUUCUUUUUCUUCUCUUUUUUUUUUUUCUUUAGAAAAAAAUUCUUCAUUCAAUUUGCAUCUUAUUUGUUUUUUUUUUUCAGUAAAUUUUAACUUUCAAGAAAAAAAUUUUAAAACAAUUUAGGAAUAAAGAUAAUAUAAGCAAUUAAUAUAUUAUUUUAAAAUAUUUUUCCAUUUCUCAUUUAUUUAAUGUUCAUUUUUUAAGUUUGAUGCUAUAAGAAGAGAAUACAAAUUUUAUCAGAGCUUUGUUAGAAGGUUAAUAUGUAUGUAAGUAUAGUUAGUAUUUUUACAUUUAAUACAUUUAAUUUAAUAGGAGAAAUGUACAUAAUUUUUGAUAGUUAUGUGCAAAAUAUUUUAUAAAAAAUAUCUUCAACAUUUGUAUUAUCAAAAAUAACUGACAAACAUAUCAAAUAUUAAUAUGUUAUAUUAAUAUUAUACUUUUUAGAUACUUAAAAAUAUGUCAAACAAUUUCAACUUCCACAACAGUGUUCAAUUUUGUACUUAAAAAGUAUUAUUAUCACACAAGUCAUUAAAAUUGUAUUCUGUUUUUGUUUUCAUGGAUUUGUAUAUAAAGCAUGAUAUAAGUAUAGUAAAAUAUUGAGCAUCCAA
Messenger RNA from Apis cerana (Asiatic honeybee), 2828 nucleotides. Its product is annotated as J domain-containing protein DDB_G0295729. The record is from RefSeq and is a predicted model, not a curated record. NCBI's taxonomy places the organism in Eukaryota, Metazoa, Arthropoda, Insecta, Hymenoptera, Apidae.